This is a messenger RNA of Salvia hispanica, 564 nucleotides long. Lineage: Eukaryota; Viridiplantae; Streptophyta; Magnoliopsida; Lamiales; Lamiaceae. The record is from RefSeq and is a predicted model, not a curated record.
AUGGCACAACAAAUAGAUAUGUUCGACGAGUACCUUCACGUCGGGGAUACAACUGGCCGCGAAUGUCCGAAGAAAUUUUGUAAGUUAGUUGUGGAGGCUUUUGGCGACACAUAUUUGCGACGUCCGACUGCUGACGAUUGCCAGAGCCUGAUGCGGAUGCACGAAACGGUGCACCGCUUCCCUGGGAUGCUAGGGAGCAUCGACUCAAAGCAGGAGUCAGCCCGGAAGGAUGUGGAGCGGGCUUUUGGGGUGCUUCAAUCGCGGUGGGCAAUCGUGAAAGGUCCGACGCGUUUCUGGUACAAGGACGUCAUCGCCGACGUCAUGUAUGCGUGCAUCAUCAUGCAUAACAUGAUAGUCGAACAAGAACGUGGCCAUGUCACCAAUUGGGUGGAUGAUGAACCCGAAUCUAGCUCCAGCACGGCGACCUCGCCGGUCACUCGAGGAUUACCGACUGGCUUCGGUGCGGUUCUAGAGCGACAGGCCUCAAUGCGCAACCAACAAGACCAUACUCAGCUCAUGACCGACAUGAUUGAAGAAGUUUGGACCCGCAACUGCCGCCGUUGA